UGUGGAGAAGGAGGGUGGUAACCACUGCGGUACUUCAGUGUCUUACCUCCUGACUCAGAUACCCACAGUUUCACUUAUCGCCACCGGUUCUCUCCUUCAUUUCUACGUUUUACUGUUUUUCAGCUUGGGAUAGAGAUGGCUGGUGCGACGGCACCGAGAAGACAGGACACCCGGAAAUUCUUUGAGAAUAUGUCCGGCGCUGGUAAAUCCAUCGCAGUGUUGACUAGUGGAGGAGAUGCCCAAGGAAUGAAUGGAGCGGUCCGGGCCGUCGUCCGAAUGGGGAUCUACGUGGGAGCGAAGGUCUACUUCAUCCAUGAGGGCUACCAGGGGAUGGUGGACGGUGGCGACAACAUCGAAGAGGCGACGUGGGAAAGCGUCUCCAGCAUGCUGCAAGUGGGUGGUACAGUCAUCGGCAGCGCCCGCUGUAAAGAGUUUCGUACCCGCGAGGGCCGCCUCAAAGCUGCACACAACCUCGUGCAGCACGGCAUCAGUAACCUGUGUGUGAUUGGCGGUGACGGCAGCCUUACCGGAGCCAACCUGUUCAGAGCGGAGUGGAGUGGCCUGUUGGAUGAGCUUCUGCAGGAAGGGCUGAUCGAUGAGGAAGCCGCACACAGGUACUCCGUGCUCCAUGUCGUCGGCAUGGUUGGCUCCAUCGACAAUGACUUCUGCGGCACCGACAUGACCAUUGGCACCGACUCAGCCUUGCACCGCAUCAUUGAGGUGGUGGACGCCAUCAUGACCACUGCUCAGAGCCACCAGAGGACGUUUGUGCUGGAGGUCAUGGGCAGGCACUGCGGAUACCUGGCCCUGGUCAGCGCCCUGGCAUGUGGGGCAGACUGGGUUUUUAUCCCAGAAAUGCCUCCUGAAGACGGCUGGGAGGAUAAUAUGUGUCAGAAACUGUCUGAGAACCGUGCUGAUAAGAAAAGGCUGAACAUUAUUAUAGUAGCCGAGGGCGCCAUAGAUUGCCACAACAAGUCUAUAACUCCUGAUUAUAUCAAGGAUGUAAGUAUGNNNUGCCUGGGUUUUGACACCAGGGUCACCAUCUUGGGCCACGUGCAGAGAGGUGGGACCCCCUCAGCCUUUGACAGGAUCCUGGCCAGCCGUAUGGGUGUGGAGGCAGUGCUGGCAUUACUGGAGGCCUCUGCCAACACCCCGGCCUGUGUUGUGUCCCUGGUUGGCAACCAGGCUGUUCGCCUGCCACUUAUGGAGUGUGUUCAAAUGACCCAAGAAGUACAGAAGGCCAUGGAUGAGAAGAAGUUUGAAGAGGCAGUCAGACUGCGUGGGAGGAGCUUUGAAAACAAUCUGAACACCUACAGACUCCUCUCCAACCGGAAACCUGACUCCGAGAUCCCUAAUAGCUCCUUUAACGUGGCGGUGCUGAAUGUCGGCGCCCCAGCAGCAGGUAUGAAUGCCGCCGUGCGCUCUGCUGUCAGAGUGGGAAUAACCGAAGGCCACAAGAUGUUUGCUGUCAGCGAUGGCUUCGAGGGAUUUUACAAAGGCCAGAUCAAGGAGAUCAAAUGGGGAGAUGUGGGUGGCUGGACUGGUCAGGGAGGGUCGCUGCUAGGGACAAAAAGAACUCUUCCAGCAAAACAUCUGGAUAAGAUUGCUGAACAGAUGAGGAUCCAUAACAUCAAUGCUCUGCUCGUCAUCGGAGGAUUCGAGGCCCUUGAGUCCCUGCUGCAGCUGUCCCAGGCCCGGGCCACCUACGAGGAGUUUUGCGUCCCGAUGUGCAUGCUGCCUGCCACCAUUAGUAACAAUGUGCCCGGCACCGACCUCAGUAUCGGAGCUGACACAUCCCUCAACGCCAUCGUGGAGACAUGUGACCGCAUCAAGCAGUCUGCCAGUGGCACCAAGCGGCGGGUCUUCAUCAUCGAGACCAUGGGCGGCUACUGUGGCUACCUGGCCACUGUGGGCGGUCUGGCUGCAGGCGCUGACGCCGUCUACAUCUUUGAGGAGUCAUUUGACAUCCGGGACCUGCAGGCCAACGUGGAGCAUCUGACGGAGAAGAUGAAGACGAGCAUCCAGAGAGGCCUGGUGCUCAGGAAUGAGAACAGCAAUGAGAACUUCACCACUGAUUUCAUCUACCAGCUGUACUCUGAGGAGGGACGAGGAGUGUUUGACUGCAGGAAAAACAUCCUCGGUCACAUGCAGCAGGGAGGAGCUCCUUCUCCGUUCGACAGAAACUUUGGCACCAAAGUCUCUGCUAAGGCCGUGCAGUGGAUAUCACGGACACUCAAGGACUGUUACAAAGGAGGGCGAGUGUUUACUAACUCGGAGGACACCGCCUGCCUGCUGGGGAUGCGUCGCAGAGCUCUGGUCUUCCAGCCUGUGGCACAGAUCCGGGACGAAACGGACUUUGUGUGUCGUCAUCCCCGUGCUUUGUCCUUUAUCCCUAAGGAGCGGUGGUGGCUGAAGCUGCGCCCGCUGAUGAAAAUCCUGGCCAAGUACAAGACGAGCUACGACAUUUCCGACUCCGGCCAGCUGGAACAUGUGACACGGGUCCGACCCAAGGAGAGCGACGCCUCUUAAGCCAUCUGAACCAGUGCG
Messenger RNA from Monopterus albus (swamp eel), 2547 nucleotides. RefSeq names its product phosphofructokinase, platelet b (gene pfkpb). Gene Ontology annotation, cellular component: cytoplasm; 6-phosphofructokinase complex; membrane. The record is from RefSeq and is a predicted model, not a curated record. Gene Ontology annotation, molecular function: identical protein binding; 6-phosphofructokinase activity; monosaccharide binding. Bases 136 to 2529 code for a protein of 797 amino acids. Gene Ontology annotation, biological process: fructose 1,6-bisphosphate metabolic process; canonical glycolysis; fructose 6-phosphate metabolic process. NCBI's taxonomy places the organism in Eukaryota, Metazoa, Chordata, Actinopteri, Synbranchiformes, Synbranchidae. The transcript has 22 exons.